Morone saxatilis (striped sea-bass) is the source of this 1570-nucleotide messenger RNA. RefSeq lists its product as uncharacterized. NCBI's taxonomy places the organism in Eukaryota, Metazoa, Chordata, Actinopteri, Moronidae. Bases 1 to 1131 code for a protein of 376 amino acids. The transcript is spliced from 7 exons. The record is from RefSeq and is a predicted model, not a curated record.
AUGCACGAAGCGGCUCGCGUGUGCUUUGUUUACAGGAGGGAACAGCUGAUCACGCUGCGUAGCGCUGUAGUGUUCCCUCGGGACAGACACGAGAUCCCCCCGGAGAUACUUCGUAAGACCCGCCGUGGAUGCCGCGCAGGAAAACAACGUCGCGAGAAGAAGAGACGCUUCAGACCUGUUCUUCCCUCCGUCAUCAUGGGAAACUGCUACUGCUGCAGACAUCUCCUAGGUGCAGAGGUCACCAGGGGUUACAGCUUUGUCAUCACCUGCUCCAUUUCCUCCCACUAUCCUGGAGUGAGCCUCCCAAAGCCCAGCAUCUCCAUCUCCAUGAAUCCUGCUGGUGAAGUUACUUGGGGUCAGGAUGUUGGCAUCACUUGUUCAAUCUCAACUCAGCAUUUAGGUGGAACAUUCAUCCUGCAGAAGACCUCAGGCUCUUUCAGAAAGACCCAAACGUCAAGUACCAACUCUGUUACCUUCAGCAUCCUCAAAGUGAACUUUGAUAAUGAGGGAUCAUACCAGUGUCAAUAUCAGACACAGGUUUUACGUCGAGACUUCAGCUCCCCCUCAAGUGAAUCUGUCAGACUCUUUGUGUCUGUUCGCCUCCCAAAGCCCAGCAUCUCCAUGAAUCCUGCUGGUGAGGUUACCUGGGGUCAGGAUGUUGGCAUCACUUGUUCAAUCUCAACUCAGCAUUUAGGUGGAACAUUCAUCCUGCAGAAGACCUCAGGCUCUUUCAGAAAGACCCAAACGUCAAGUACCAACUCUGCUACCUUCAGCAUCCUCAAAGCCAACUUUGAUAACAUGGGAUCGUAUAAGUGUCAGUAUCAGUUACAGGUUUCAAGUGGAGACCUCAGCUCCCCCUUAAGUGAUGCUGUCAGACUCUCUUUUACUGUGCCUUUGUUGCUGCUGGUCUCCUCAGUAGUUGCUGGGAUCCUGCUGGGGGUUUUGCUGGUCUUGGUGGUGGUCUUUCUCAGGAGAAGACAACAAGCCAGGCAGCCUGCAACCAUCGUCCUAACUCAAUUGUCUGUCAGGAACCAUUAUGAAGACUUGGAGGAGGAGGAGGAAGAGCGUGAUGCAAACUUUGAAGCAGUGCACUCUGAGAAGAGACAGGAGGAAACAAGAAGUAUGGAAUAAGAGGAGGGUGAUGAAUAUCAUGAGUAUGAGGGAGAGGAGAUCAAUGGUCAUAAUCAUGUGGAAAGCAAGGACAUCUAUGCCGCUGCUGAGGGCAACAAAGAGGAAGAGAUGUAUGAAAAUAGUGUUGUAAAAGAGGUAGCUCAUGGAGAAGAAACCAGCGCCACUAAUGACGACUUUGUAAAUGUACAGCAGCCCUUUGCUGAAGACACUCUGGAUAUUCACAGUCUCCGUGAGGAUAUUUACCAAAACAUGUAGCUUUCUACUGCCUCAUAUUUUUGUGCAUGCUAAAGGACCUCUUGAGGUCGCAAUGAUUCACAAUGUUCGAGCUCGAGCUUCAAUGUAUGAAUAGGCAACAUCAAGAGUAAAUUAUCUAUGAUUUCACCUUUUGUGAGUUUCUCGUUGCUUGUAAUGUUCGAAAUAAAUAAACGUGAAGAUUGUG